AUGGCUCAAGCUGCGCGCUCCUAUCCUCUCAGUGCUGAGCGAGUGUACGACUCUGGCGAUGAAGACGAAGCCCAGGGUGUCGCGGGUCAUGAUGCGCUGCCGUCCAAUUCGAAGACUUCUAACGGCAUCAAAGAUGAUCACGGAGACGACGACAGCAGCGAAGUGGAGGCUUCCGACAGUGAGGACGAGGAGACCGCUGAAGACGAAGACGAAAGCGAGGACGACCAAAGCGAGUCGGAAAUUGGUUCAGCAGUGACGUCGGCUUCGAGCCAGAAGACACGCUCCUCGCCAACCCCAGAACUCGAAGAGACUGCCGCCAAAUCCGUGCAAUCCAGAGCCGCAAUUCCUGCAAAACCAUUCAAAGCGCCCAAGGGCUAUGAACCCAUUGCGCGCUCACAGUCCGACACUAGCUCAACCGUGCGUCAGUUUCACGAUUUGUCGGAGAAGGAAGUCUGGCUCAUCGCUGCUCCUGGUGAUGUCCCCAUUGACUCGAUCAAGGAGUUGGCCGUCGAUGCUGUCAUGCGCGGUCAACCCAUUAUCACCCACAAUGGUAUCGCAUACGGCAUGCAGCCAUUGCCAUCCAAAAACGAAACAGUCUUGCUUCCUCAAGGAGUGGAUGCGAGUUACCAGCAGGCGGAGAAGAAGAUUGGACGUAGCUUCAUCAUGCGGGAGGUCAACGAUCAAACCAAGGUUCCAUCCCAGGAAGGUACUCCGCAGGCCUUCACUGCGACACGACCUGGCAAGCCGAAAGAAAUCCGACAGCAACCUGAAGGUCUGAAGAAGCGAUACACACCUCCCGGAGUCCCUGCAGGUACAGCUGCGCAGUCUGGGCGAGACGUCGAGAUGGAUGAUGCGCCUGAACCUACUCCAGCUGUACGCCCCAAGAAAGGUACCAAUGGAAAGGAGCCAAACGAUAAUUCCUCGGGAAAGAGGAAGCGAGGCUAG
Cladophialophora carrionii CBS 160.54 is the source of this 945-nucleotide messenger RNA. RefSeq lists its product as uncharacterized. The record is from RefSeq and is a predicted model, not a curated record. The transcript has 2 exons. NCBI's taxonomy places the organism in Eukaryota, Fungi, Ascomycota, Eurotiomycetes, Chaetothyriales, Herpotrichiellaceae. The coding region runs from base 1 to 945 and encodes 314 amino acids. Gene Ontology annotation, biological process: transcription by RNA polymerase I.